This is a messenger RNA of Emiliania huxleyi CCMP1516, 859 nucleotides long. RefSeq lists its product as hypothetical. The annotation marks the transcript as partial. The transcript is spliced from 5 exons. Gene Ontology annotation, biological process: protein phosphorylation. The record is from RefSeq and is a predicted model, not a curated record. NCBI's taxonomy places the organism in Eukaryota, Haptophyta, Isochrysidales, Noelaerhabdaceae. Gene Ontology annotation, molecular function: ATP binding; protein kinase activity.
CGGAGGGCGGCGAGCUUCGGUCCUGCACGCACCGAGAUGGAGCCGCAGUCUCCCGGCGGUGCUGGCCCCUCGCGCGGGGCGACCACGCACACGCCGGACGGCGCGUACAAGUUCGAGCUCGGGCCGCUCGGCGCGCUCGGCUCGGGCGCGCACGGCGUCGUGCGGCUUGCGCGGCAUGUGGAGUCGGGGGAGAUGGUUGCGAUCAAGGUGAUGCCGACGGCGGUGAUGGGGGCAGUGGCCAAGGAGCUGGUCGCGAUGGCCAAGGUGGACCACCCCAACAUCGUGCGGCUGUUGGGCACGCAGGUCGACCUCGACCGGAAGCGGGUCUACAUGGUGAUGGAGCUCUGCCAAGGCGGCGAGCUCUUUGACCGGAUCGCCGAGUGCGGCAAGCUGGAGGAGGACCAGGCGAGGCAGUACUUGGUGCAGAUGGCGCUCGCGAUCGAGCACUGCCACGGGCUCAACGUCUACCACCGCGACCUCAAGCCUGAAAACAUUCUCCUCUCGCAGCAAGACCGCGUCAAGAUUGCAGACUUUGGCCUCGCCGCGAUGGUCGGCCAGGUGCGCGAGGACGCCUCCUUCCUGCGGCACACAAAGUGCGGCUCGCUCAUGUAUGCCGCGCCAGAGGUGCUCGUCUCGGACGCAUCGCGAGGGUACGACGCGGCCAAGGCCGACAUCUGGUCGCUCGGCGUCAUCCUCUACUCGAUGCUGUCUGGCGCGCUGCCCUUCCAGGUCGCCAACGCGCGGAAGUGCACGCGCUAUGCCGUCGUCGAGGAGCGAGGCAUGGCGGUCCUCUGCGACGCGUCCGGCUUCUCGGCCGACGCGAGCAGCAUCCUCGUCGCGAUGCUCGAGCCCAACCCCG